GAUAUUCCUUGUUGCCUAAAAGUCCUUUCCAAUCUCUCCCUACGUUAUCAGAAGACCCUCUCUUCUUUCUUCAGCCUUUUUUUUUUUUCUCUCCUACCAUCCAGCUUCCAACCUCCGGUUGCAUGGAGACCAGAGCGCCGUUGAGACCAACAUAUCUCAACGUUUAUAGGUGGCCGGAAUCCGACGUCGAGUUCGUCAAGACGGUGGCGGAAAAGGGGACUGGUAGUAAUGGUAGUAUUUGCUCGUCUGGGAGGAGGAGGGAAUACCAGAGAGUUGUGGACAGCUAUUCCUGCAGGCAGAUGUACCUGAGGAGCUAUACUUUCUCCAGGAAGGAGACAGUCCCCGAGAAAACUAGAAAAUUUGUGGGGAAGUUGAAGAUGAAGGCGUUCCGAUCGAGGAGGAGCGGUGGGGGAUCAUCAGGGUCGCUGUCCUGCGACUCGCUCGUCUCUGUCUUCCUCAGAGUCCUGUCAUGCACCACCAAACUCGACGUGGUGGAUCCGUCCAAGUGAAUCGAUCCCAUUGUUAGUUCUUAGUUGGUCAGAACAUCUUGGUUGUCCUUGAACAUGGGCAUUGUGAUUAUUAGUUUCUAGUUAGACGUUUCUUUCUGCACUUUUGCUUCAGAUUGUUGCCUUUCCCCAGUGAAAUUGUUAGGAGACUUGAAAUUUUCUUCUGGCUUUUAUCACUGUGAGCUUGAAGCUUUUAGGCUAAAACCGGCCAA
Molecule: messenger RNA, 718 nt
Organism: Nymphaea colorata (pocket water lily)
Lineage: Eukaryota; Viridiplantae; Streptophyta; Magnoliopsida; Nymphaeales; Nymphaeaceae
Exons: 1
Coding region: 123-509 (128 amino acids)
Source: RefSeq, a predicted model, not a curated record